Phytophthora sojae is the source of this 846-nucleotide messenger RNA. RefSeq lists its product as hypothetical. The transcript is spliced from 2 exons. Bases 1 to 846 code for a protein of 281 amino acids. The record is from RefSeq and is a predicted model, not a curated record. Lineage: Eukaryota; Oomycota; Peronosporomycetes; Peronosporales; Peronosporaceae.
AUGGGCAGAAUACGAGGCCUCUGCGCUGCAGUCUUCGUGUUUGUCGCCCUUCGGCAGGCGUCCGCAGUGCGGCUGGGCUUGACAAUUCCCGAGUCGAGCACGUGCAGCCACAUCAGCUCCGAGUACUCGGCCUGCAAGGUCCAGAGCAUGUGCUCGCUGUGCGUCACAACCGGGGCGUGCGAGUUCGACGUCGGGAGCUUGUCGUGCGUGGCGAAGAGCACUGAGGCGAUCGCGAAUGGUACGGCGACGACGUACUGCAGCACCAACGACACGGCCUGCGCAACGUGCGACGUCACUGCGGCCGACCCGAUCUGCACGGGCGAGGACGGAUCGUGCGUCUGCCAGUCGCUGUGCUUGGUCGUCCAGCCAAUUGAUACAAGCAACUGCUCUAGUACCGAAGAAACCGCGAUUGCGUACAUUGGGAUCGCCGUGGGCAUGGUCGGCAUCAUGUUCUUCGCCUUCUUGGGGGUCAAGUGCAGAAGACGAUAUCUCCAACUUCUGAGGCAACGAGCCUUCGAGUCGCAGCACCGCCGCGAAAGCGAGCAGCUACGCAUGCGGCAGCCUCAGCUGGCGCUCAACUUGGUCGGGUGGCGCGACACUGUCGAGAUGAACAAACCAGAGCUGCACAAGCUUGGUGCGUGCUGCUACAUUAUCAAGGGGAAGACGGGGGAUCCGACUGGUGCAGUGACCGCCAUUUCGGUCGACGAAGCGGAGCCGAGCACGUCGAUGGAGACCAGCUCCACGCUCAGUGAAUCAGCAGUGGCGCCUUCCCCCACCGCUAGCGACCACAACGGCGAAUGUGACUAUAACGCCAUGGGCGACAGCAGCGAUAACAAGUCGAGAUAG